This is a messenger RNA of Limulus polyphemus (Atlantic horseshoe crab), 456 nucleotides long. RefSeq lists its product as uncharacterized. NCBI's taxonomy places the organism in Eukaryota, Metazoa, Arthropoda, Merostomata, Xiphosura, Limulidae. The transcript has a single exon. The coding region runs from base 1 to 456 and encodes 151 amino acids. The record is from RefSeq and is a predicted model, not a curated record.
AUGCCUUCUGUACAGCCUCAUAUCACCCACAUGCCUUCUGGACAGCCUCAUAUCACCCACGUGUCUUCUGUACAGCCUCAUAUCACCCAUGUGCCUUCUGUACAGCCUCAUAUCACCCAUGUGCCUUCUGUACAGCCUCAUAUCACCAACAUGCCUUCUGUACAGCCUCAUAUCACCCACAUGCCUUCUGGACAGCCUCAUAUCACCCACAUGCCUUCUGUACAGCCUCAUCUCACCCACAUGCCUUCUGUACAGACUCAUCUCACCCACAUGCCUUCUGGACAGCCUCAUAUCACCCACAUGCCUUCUGUACAGCCUCAUCUCACCCACAUGCCUUCUGGGCAGCCUCAUAUCACCCACAUGCAUUCUGUACAGCCAUAUAACAUCCAUAUGUCUUUUGGACAGCCUCGUAACACUCAUCUCUAUUCUGAACAGCCUUAUAGCAUCAAUUUGUAG